AUGGACGAUUCAAGCGUCUCAAGCAAACAGCCAUUAUUCUCCCGCGAGCUCGAAGACGAGCAAGACGAGUACUCGUUCAGCCCGAGCACCUCCGACUCCAGCCCCACGGACCCUUCCCCACAGCGCAACUCCUCCGCGUGGGACAUCCAAUCAUCUUCCUCCAUCUGCUCCUCCCCGUGGACCUCGUCCCACAUGGACCACCCGUACUCCUACAACGGCCUCAUGGGCUCCCUCGUCCGCGAAGAGGGCCACAUAUAUUCCCUAGCAGCGGCCGGGGACCUCCUCUUCACGGGCUCCGACAGCAAGAACAUCCGCGUGUGGAAGAAUCAGAAGGAGUUCUCAAGUUUUAGGUCGAAUUCGGGGCUCGUGAAGGCGAUCAUAAUUGCGGACCAGCGGAUCUUCUCCGGCCACCAGGACGGGAAGAUCCGCGUCUGGAAGAAGUCGGGGAAGGAUCCGAGCCUGUACAAGCGGAUCGGAACCCUGCCGACGCUUAAGGCAAAGGUGAAGAAGUCGCUGAAGCCUAGCAAUUACGUGGAGGUGAAGAAGAGCCACAACACGAUAUGGAUCAAGCACAUCGACGCCAUCUCGUCUCUCAGCUUGAGCGAGGACAAGUCGAUCCUCUACUCCGCGUCGUGGGAUAAGACGAUCAAGGUGUGGCGCGUGGUUGAUUCGAAAUGCCUGGAGUCGAUCAGCGCGCAUGAUGACGCGGUGAACUCGGUGGUGGCCGGAUUCGACGGUUUGGUGUUCAGCGGGUCUGCGGACGGGACCGUCAAGGUGUGGCGGCGGGAGAUGCAAGGGAAGGGGACGAAGCACUACUUCUCGCAGACGUUACUGAAGCAGGAGUGCGCCGUGACGUCGUUGGCCGUGAACACGUCCUCCACCGUGCUCUACAGCGGGUCGUCGGACGGGCAGGUGAACUUCUGGGAGCGAGACAAGUGCCUCUCGCACGGAGGAUACUUCCUCGGUCACAAGCUUGCAGUGCUGUGCCUCGCGACGUCGGGGAAUCUGGUGUUCAGCGGAUCCGCAGAUACAAACAUUUGCGUGUGGAGGAGGGAGGACCGGAAUCAUCUCUGCCUCUCCAUAUUGAGCGGCCACAGCGGGCCGGUGAAGUGCUUGGCCGUCGAGACCAAGGAUUCCCCGCUAACCCACUAUGUGGUGUACAGUGGAAGCCUCGACAAGUCGGUCAAGAUGUGGAGGGUUUCGGGGCAGGACCCGAACGGCACUGUGCCAUCGCAAACUAGUCGAGCCGCGCCUCAAAGGGGAAAUUUGUGA
Messenger RNA from Salvia hispanica, 1272 nucleotides. Its product is annotated as protein JINGUBANG-like. Gene Ontology annotation, molecular function: protein binding. The record is from RefSeq and is a predicted model, not a curated record. Lineage: Eukaryota; Viridiplantae; Streptophyta; Magnoliopsida; Lamiales; Lamiaceae.